Molecule: messenger RNA, 1866 nt
Organism: Gregarina niphandrodes
Lineage: Eukaryota; Apicomplexa; Conoidasida; Eugregarinorida; Gregarinidae
Product: chitinase
Exons: 1
Coding region: 1-1866 (621 amino acids)
Biological process (GO): carbohydrate metabolic process; chitin catabolic process
Cellular component (GO): extracellular region
Molecular function (GO): chitin binding; chitinase activity
Source: RefSeq, a predicted model, not a curated record
AUGCGUUUGGUUUGGCCGGAAAUCUGGGCGUUACCUUGGUUGUUGGGUGCGGAGCAGCCUACGGACCCAUGGGUGGUGUUGUACGUUGAGGAUUGGCCGGUGUGGGUUCGCGAGUUCGGAUUUGGAACGGUGGAGAAAUACGUGUUAAGCCGGGACCUGCCGGUGACGAAUAUUGCGUUGCAAAUUGCGUUUACUCAGUUUAACCCGAGUACGUGCGAGAUGUUGGCGACUGAUGCAGACGCCGAUUUCUCCAAAGAGGACCCUGAGAACUUGGUUCCGGCAGGUUGGCCAGCGGGUAACCCCGACGGUACGGAGACAGGAGCUGCUGGGGGAAAUAUACCGGCCGCGCAAGUGAUAAAGAGCCGUUACCCCUACAUCAAGCUUAUUCCUUCCAUAGGAGGUUGGUCUCGAUCACAUACAUAUCAUGACUGUUUGACCAACAGAAUGGACGAGACUAUUAACAACUUGGUGGAAACUGUUCGUGUGUGGGGUUUCGAUGGAGCUGACUUUGAUUGGGAGUAUCCAGAAUGUGAAGGUGGGUGUGGCUGUCAGGGUGAAGAGACCUGUAUUAACUCCUCUAAUGUGGCGGCACAUGGCGAUUGGGAAUUAUAUAAGACCUUCAUAAUGAAGCUCCGUGCAAAAUUUGACGAAUUAGAAACCAAGGUUGGGCGUAAACUGAUGAUCAGUGGUGCCUUUGGUAUGAAUCCAAAACUUAUUGAUGGCGGUAACGAGACAUGGCAAGAUCCUACGCCUUGGGAAUGGCUGUGUGAUGAGGGCUACUUCGAUUUGCUAAAUCUUAUGACCUAUGACUUUUAUGGACCAUGGGCUCCUCAAGUCGCCCCCCUGGCGCCGCUAUACAGUGACCCGGAGGGCCCCACGGAGAUGAUGUCAUGUGACGACAGUAUCCAACGCAUCCUGCCACGUUGCAGCCAUCCCGAGCGGCUGCUAAUGGGACUGGCGACGUACGGCAAGGUGUGGAAAGAUGUGCCCAAAGAAGGCACCCCCCCAGGCAUGUACAAGAAUAGCACUAACAAUGCACCUAUGGGACCUGGCUCUUGGGAACUUGGCACUAUUAGCAUCUGGGACACAGUGCUGAACGUAGAACCCGUCUGCGAAGUCGCUAUGCACGACACAACCAAGACCAAGGCGGCAUACUGCGACACCAUGCCCGCACAGGCAGACUCGGCCGCAGCUGGUAACGGUCCCGCACGCACGGCUGACAAAGUCUUCAUCUCCUACGAAGACGGCGAUACCUGGAAAGAAAAAAUGGCUUACGCCAAGGAAAAGGGAAUGGGUGGGGCUAUUAUCUGGGCUGCGUCCGACAUGGGCAACGGCAAGACCCAGGGAACCGUCGCCGAGGGCCUACUCAACGGGCUCUUCAGCGGCUGGUACGGCUCCGACUACAAGGUUGGCCCUGUUAACCCUCACAGCGGCACCUGGCCCACCUUCAACAAGUGGCCCUGGUACCCCUGCCCGUUCUCCCACACCAUCAGCAAGGAUACCAACCCUGCCGACUACCUCUGUCCAGAUCUCUCCACACUACCGGAUUUCACACCGCUCCCAACUGCCAGCGACACUAUCGAUACCGGCAAAGAUGGUCAUUCACCCGGACCUGGACCAACCACCGAUCCAGGCGGCGAUACUGACCCAACCGGUAACACCAACGCCACUGAUCCAAGCGGCGAUACUGACGCCACUGACCCAAGUGGCAACACUGACGGUACAAGCGCCCCCGCCCCUAGCACCAGCAAGGGCGAAGGUUGGUGGACAGACAGUCCCAACAACAACAAUAGCUCGCCACACGCUCUCACCCUCACACUCGCCUCCGGAGUCCUCCUGGUCUCUUGUCUAGCCUUUUAUCCGUAA